Ctenocephalides felis (cat flea) is the source of this 984-nucleotide messenger RNA. RefSeq lists its product as uncharacterized. Gene Ontology annotation, cellular component: membrane. Lineage: Eukaryota; Metazoa; Arthropoda; Insecta; Siphonaptera; Pulicidae. Gene Ontology annotation, molecular function: G protein-coupled peptide receptor activity. Bases 1 to 984 code for a protein of 327 amino acids. The record is from RefSeq and is a predicted model, not a curated record. The transcript has 6 exons.
AUGGGUAAAAACGCCAUUGCUGCCAAAGUAUUGCAUGUGGACUGUGCCAAAUCGAGACAAUUAUUGGAGAAGUGGUUUGCUAAUUUUAAUCAUGCCCAUACUGGCACUGACGAUGCUGAACGCUCUGGAAGUUCAAUUGAGGUGACUACACUGGAAAAGUAUCAAAAGAGUCCAUCGAAACGUUUUGGAAAACCGAAAAAUAUGCCACACCAUAUCCAUUUGGCUGACAGUCACCUUGGCGUUUGGAGGUACAUUGCCAUCGCUCAUCCACAAAAGAACUCCAGAUGGUGCAGAAUGGAGACGACCAUAAUUGCCAUAGCAAUGGCAUACGUUUCGUGUCCUUUGAUCUGCAUACCUUUGUAUUUGGCGUUCAGCAUUAAAGAAAAACGUGAGGUCUUGACACUAUCAGGAUAUCCCAUCAACAACAACACGCCUUUGGAAGACAGGAAAAACGCAACCAUUUAUUUAGUCGACAAAAGUGAACUAGGUCGUGCAAAUGGCGAAAUGUUACUGAACGUCAAUUUCUGGAUCUACAGUGUCGUCAUCAAGAUCAUCCCUUGCAUUGCCUUAACAGUUUUGAGCCUUAGACUGAUCAUGGCCUUGCUGGAGACCAAAAAAAGACGUAGGAAACUGAUGCAAACAUCAAAUCCCAACGUUCUGGAGGCAAAACAGGCCCUAAAUCCAAAAUCUAGUACGAAGCACUCGGACACCAAGGAGAGACAGACUGAUCGAACGACUAGGAUGUUGCUGGCGGUUCUUCUGCUGUUUCUGAUCACAGAAUUCCCUCAAGGGAUUCUGGGACUCCUGAGCGCCCUUUUGGGAAACGCGUUUUUCUCCGAGUGCUACUUGAAACUAGGUACACAAUUUGUAUAUAACGAAGACUUUGCAAAAAAAUUCAUCAUCAACAAAAAAAAGAACCUUUUCCUAACUAAAUUUGGUGAAAGCCAGUUUUCAAAUCCAAUUUUGGAGUACACCAAGUUCUAA